ACAUUUAAUUUAUUUAGUUUUUAUAAACAUGCAACUAAUCUAACAUUAGUUACACUGCAUUACUAAAACUUAAUAAAUUUAUACAAAUUACGAUGGUUCAAUAUUCUCCAGAAGAUCUUCAGACCGUUUUGGAGCUAGAUAGCCGCUAUUAUGGAUUCCUUGAUUUGUCGAGCGCAAAAAAUUGUGAAAUUAAGGAGCUUAUUCAGCAAACAAUUACAGCUUUGCAAGAUGAAGUCGCCAGUUCUCAUUCGAUAAAUAUUAAGCAACGCGAAGGAAAACAUAUGCAUUUGAAAAGUGAAUUUGCGAUCAAAGAUGAACCCCACAUUAAGGAAAAUGCUAUUAAAAAGGAAUUGGACUCAAAGGACUUCAAGUUUGAAUUGCCUGCUGAAAUUUCAUCCGACAAGCGAAAGCAGGAAAUCGGCGAGGUAGACGUUAAUACAUAUUGUAAACUCGGCCACCUGCAUCUGCUUAUGGCUCAGUACUCUGAAGCACUAUCUGCAUAUCAAAAAUAUAUGCGAUUUUGUGAAAAAUACUGGAAUAAUCACACAUUUCUCUAUGGCAUGGGCAUCGUUUAUUUUGAAUUCCGUUGCUUCAAAUGGUCAAUAAAAUUAUUUCAAGAACUUUUAUACCUAAACCCAUAUUUUCCCUGUGCGAAUGAAGUCCAUCUACGCUUAGGACUGAUGCUAAAAGCUAAUGGUGAUUUUCGUAGUGCACUUAAACAUUUGCAAUUGGCGUUGGUUGAUACAUCGCCUUCAACGCUUUCGGAUCUUCAAGUGAAAUUUCAAAUAGCUCAUCUGUAUGAAGUGCAGAACAAGCACAAGGCUGCAAAAGAAUCUUAUGAAUUUAUAUUAAAUGAUAAGAAUAUAUCGUUGGAUCUAAAAGCGGAUAUAUAUAGACAAUUAGGAUGGAUGUAUCAUUGUGUAGAAUGCCUAGGCGAAAAAAAAGAACGUGAAUCGAAUGCAUUACGUUUUUUACAAAAAUCAAUUGAAGCCGAUCCAAAGUCUGGACAAUCAUUAUAUUUACUGGGAAGAUGUUACGCCGGUGUCAAUAAGGUUCACGAUGCGUUUUUAGCUUAUCGCAAUUCUGUCGAAAAGAGUGAAGGAAAUGCGGAUACCUGGUGUUCAAUUGGUGUCUUAUAUCAACAGCAAAAUCAGCCUACGGAUGCACUCCAAGCAUACAUAUGCGCAGUUCAGUUAGAUAAAGAGCACAGGUCGGCCUGGACGAAUCUGGGUAUUUUAUACGAAAGUUGCGGACAGUUGCGGGAUGCAUAUGCGUGCUAUUUGAAUGCAGUAAAACGGAAUUUAAACCAGAAAAUAAACACUGCCAAUGAAGGAAAUAAAUCAAUAUUUUUAAAGAGCACUACAAACGGGUUGACUAAGGGUCUGGCGCAACGAGUAAAAUUUCUGGAAUCACAACUUAGCCAAGCACCACUGCCAAGUAUAACGUCCAAGCGCCGCACACUUUGUUCUAUUGAAGAGGCCUGGAAUCUUCCCAUAUCAUUAGAAAUUAAUUCGCGUCAACAACAGCAAACCGUUCAAAUGCAGCAAAGACAGUUUGGGAAAACUUCAUCAUUACAGGGACCGCCGCCACCCUACCCUCACAACCACGGAACUCAAAGCAAUCCAGCAAAACGGGCAAAGGACGAUAGUGAAUACUCAGUUAGGAAUCGAGCGGAGCAUCAAAUUGCUAACUUGGGUCAAGCGGAAAUGAAUUCGUCGCUGCAACUUUCACAACAAAAUCAAAAAAUCAUAAUUGAUCAGCCAGAUCAAGUUGUUCAUCCGAUAACCACUCAAAAUCGCCAAAGCCUUACAAAUAGCACAUCUCCGAAUGAUGUUAUCUCAGAAAGAACCAAUUUUCAUUCAUAUUUUUCUGAAGUAUUAUCAAGUAACGACAUGAGAGAGAACAAUGAAUCCAUCGAUUUGGAGCGCAUUUUGUCUACCAAUGAUCAGGUUUCAAUGGGUGUUUCUGAUCAGUCGAUACAAGUGCGUAUUCAAAAUAUUUCAUCAGAAUUAGUCGAUGAUUGUCCGGGUUUAGUUAAUAGUGAUGAUGGUAAGAUAAUCGUUAAAUACGAGACACAAAGCAAUGAUGAUACUCAAAAUAUUUAUAAAGAACAAAAGACCAAAAUUGAAUCUGAUAAUGAACUCGAUUCAUCACCUACAUUUAAUAUACAAAUGGACUCCAAACAAUUGUGUUCGGCUGUCAAGCUUUUAUCGGUUGAUGAGCCACCAAUAAACUUUACAGUGCUAACAAGAAAUGCACCUCCGCCUGCGCCGCCGGAUUGUCCGCCACAAAGACUAACCAGAGAGCAGCUCCUGCCACCCACUCCAUCGGUUCACUUGGAAAAUAAAAAGAAUGCAUUCUGCCCGCAGCUGCAAGAGUUUUGCCUAAAGCAUCCAAUUGCUGUUGUACGCGGCUUGGCUGGCGCUCUUAAGUUAGAUUUGGGACUUUUUUCAACUAAAACCUUGGUUGAGGCAAAUCCAGAUCACAGUGUUGAGGUCAGAACUCAAGUGAAUCAGUCUCCUGAUGAAAACUGGGACGUAUCCCAAGCAAAGAGAGUAUGGGCUUGUAUAUCACAUCGAUCACACACAACGAUUGCAAAGUAUGCUCAAUAUCAGGCAUCAAGUUUUCAAGAUAGCCUCAAGGAUGAGGGCGAUAAGGGCUCCGCCGGUUCUCAAGUGAUGUCGGACUCGGAUUCCAAGGAUUCAGUAUCUAAUUCGAAUAUUAAUUUAAAGCGUAAAAAACAGAAAAACGGUAGUAAAAUGCUAAGAUUUGGAACCAAUGUUGAUUUAUCUGAUGAGCGAAAAUGGAAGCCACAACUGAGUGAAUUACAAAAGUUACCUGCCUUUGCUAGAGUAAUUUCAGCUGCCAAUAUGUUGUCACAUGUAGGCCAUGUCAUUUUGGGAAUGAAUACGGUGCAAUUAUACAUGAAGGUGCCAGGGAGUAGAACACCUGGCCAUCAAGAAAAUAAUAACUUUUGCUCAAUUAACAUAAAUAUUGGACCCGGAGAUUGCGAAUGGUUCGCUGUCCCAGAUGCCUACUGGGGUGGAAUCCAUAAUCUUUGCGAAAAGAACAGUAUCAGCUACUUACACGGAUCGUGGUGGCCGGUUUUAGAAGACUUAUAUAAGGAAAACAUACCAGUAUAUAGAUUCAUACAAAAACCUGGUGACUUAGUUUGGGUAAAUGCUGGAUGUGUUCAUUGGGUCCAGUCUGUCGGGUGGUGCAAUAACAUUGCAUGGAAUGUUGGACCACUAACUGCACGUCAGUAUUCUCUUGCCAUAGAAAGAUAUGAGUGGAACAAGCUUCAGAGUUUUAAAAGUAUUGUUCCCAUGGUACACUUAAGCUGGAACUUGGCAAGAAAUAUAAAGGUUUCAGAUGUAAAGCUUUUUGAGCUAAUAAAAAUGUGCUUGUGUCAAUCAUUAAAAAAUGUGUUGCAUAUUCAAGAAUAUGUAAAGUCCAAAGGAGUCGAAAUACGAUUUAAUGGUCGUGGCAAAAACGAUUCAUCCCAUUAUUGUGGGCAAUGUGAAGUCGAAGUUUUCAACGUGUUGUUCAUAAGAGAACAGGAGAAAAGGCAUGUUGUCCAUUGUCUACCUUGUGUACUGAAGCUGUCACCAUCAUUGCAAGGCAUUGUUUGCCUGGAGGAGUAUCGAUUGUCAGAGCUGGAGAAUGUUUAUGAUUCUUUUACGCUGUAUAGAACGCAGGGGCUUGGACAAGCACAUUAAUAUAUAAUAAUUAUACACCUUUCAUAAAAUAAUAUUUUAAUACUUUUAAUAUAUUGUACUUUUUAAACAUACCGAAAAGAAAUGAUUAAAUUAAUCUAGGUCACUGAAUUAA
Messenger RNA from Drosophila grimshawi, 3831 nucleotides. It is a transcript of the gene Utx, whose product is annotated as lysine-specific demethylase 6A. Gene Ontology annotation, biological process: regulation of gene expression. The transcript has 15 exons. Bases 93 to 3719 code for a protein of 1208 amino acids. Lineage: Eukaryota; Metazoa; Arthropoda; Insecta; Diptera; Drosophilidae. Gene Ontology annotation, cellular component: MLL3/4 complex. Gene Ontology annotation, molecular function: protein binding; histone H3K27me2/H3K27me3 demethylase activity; RNA polymerase II cis-regulatory region sequence-specific DNA binding. The record is from RefSeq and is a predicted model, not a curated record.